Rhinichthys klamathensis goyatoka is the source of this 2054-nucleotide messenger RNA. RefSeq names its product transmembrane protein 181 (gene tmem181). Gene Ontology annotation, molecular function: toxic substance binding. The transcript is spliced from 17 exons. NCBI's taxonomy places the organism in Eukaryota, Metazoa, Chordata, Actinopteri, Cypriniformes, Leuciscidae. The record is from RefSeq and is a predicted model, not a curated record. The coding region runs from base 106 to 1698 and encodes 530 amino acids.
GUCAUCACGGAUCCUCCGACCUGCACAAUCAAAGCGCUUCGCCUGCAUUUACUCUCAAUAGAGCCGCUGCAAAACACCAGCAAACGCCAUUUUCAAUGAAAAGACAUGGAUCGGCCGGACAGCGACUUCUGCAGCCCUGAAAACCCUCUGAUCAGCGAGAUGAAGCAUUUCUGCAAGAGAAUACAAGAAGCCUGCAACGAGCUGAAGGAGGACCUGACGCCCUACAGGAACGAGCGCUUCUACAGGUUGGCCCCCAUGCGUCUCUACACUCUCUCUAAGAGACACUUCGUCCUGGUGUUUGUGGUGUUCUUCUUCUGCUUCGGCGUGUCCACGCUCAUCGGUGUGUCAGGACCGAAGAUCAUAACUGAGAAUUAUUACAACGGUUUAAGCGCCAACGUCAAUGCAUCAAAGACCGGCCCGUUCGACCUCAAAUCUCAACCGCUGACCAACUACAACCAGCAGCUCUGGCUCACAUGCAUCAUUCAGCUGAACACCAACAAUGUAGAUUUGAGUUGGAGGGAGUUCGGGAUGAACGUGGAGCUGCAGGGCGUGACGAAUGACGCCAGUGUGAUGCGCAUCAGCGACAACGUGCACAACAAGAACAGAAGCCUCCAGUGCGCCGCGCAUCAGCAGGCGUGUGAUGAGAUUAUCGUGUUGCAUCUGGGUUACCUGAACUACACUCAGUACAAGAUCAACGUCAGCUUCAGGAACCUCCAGCAAGACCUGAAGGACAAUAUCAAAAAUGUCACUUUUGUAUUUAAGAUGUACAACGCCACGUUCUCUCAGGUGGAGAUUUGGUUCCGGUUUGUGUUUGUUGUGAUGACCUUCAUCGUGACUUGCAUGUUUGCGCACUCGCUGAGGAAGUUCUCCAUGAGGGACUGGGGGAUCGAGCAGAAGUGGAUGUCGAUUCUCCUUCCUCUGCUGCUGCUCUACAACGAUCCCUUCUUCCCGCUGUCGUUCCUGGUGAACAGCUGGUUUCCGGGAACACUGGACGCUUUCUUCCAGUCUCUGUUCCUGUGUGCGCUUCUGCUGUUCUGGCUGUGUGUGUAUCACGGCAUCCGAGUGCAGGGCGAGAGGAAGUUCUUGACGUUUUACCUGCCCAAGUUGAUCAUCGUUGGGCUGUUGUGGUUAUCGGCCGUCACGCUGGGAAUCUGGCAAACGGUGAAUGAGCUGCAGGAUCCCACGUAUCAGUACAAAGUGGACAUCCAGAACUUCCAGGGCAUGAAGAUCUUCUUCCUGCUGGUGGUGUGUGUGUACGUUCUGUACCUGGUGUUUCUGGUGGUGCGCGCCUGCUCUGAGCUGAAGAACAUGCCGUACACAGAUCUGCGGCUGAAGUUCCUGACGGCGCUGACGUUGGUGGUGCUGGUGAUCAGUGUGGUUAUACUGUACCUGAGAUUCGGAUCCAAGGCCUUGCAAGACAACUUUGUUGCCGAACUUUCCACCCACUACCAGAAUUCAGCCGAAUUCCUUUCCUUCUACGGCCUCCUGAACUUUUAUCUCUACACACUAGCGUUUGUCUACUCGCCCUCCAAAAACGCUCUUUACGAUUCCCAACUGAAAGACAAUCCUGCGUUCUCCAUGCUCAAUGACUCGGAUGAUGAAGUCAUUUACGGGAGUGAUUAUGAAGAAAUGCCUCUUCAAAAUGGCCGCGCCAUCAAAGCCACCGCCAAAUACCAGGAUGAGAGCGAAACCGACUGAAUCCGGCCUGACUCCGGAUCGCUCCUGUAUAUCUGAGGGAUGUAUAUAGACUUGUUGUUGAAAUGACACCAGUCUCAUUAUAUACUGUGUAAAUAUACAGGCCUAUAUAUUUUUAAAGGUAAAGUGAUUUUUGAAUGUAACUCCAGUGGAAGAAGCAGCUCCAGCCGCCCUGAUGAUGAUGAUGAUGAUGAAGAUGAUGAUGAUGAAGAAACCCGUCUGUCUUUAACCUCAGUGAGUGUCAGUGAAAGGCAGCGUGCAAAUAUCAAUUAUACAUCUGAUCUAAAUACUGUUCAACCACUAUAUUCAGGGUGACUUACAUGAAAAAAUGGCCAGAUUAUAUUUCACCUCUAAACUAA